AUAUAUAUAUAUACACACACACACACAAUUGCUGCAACAUAAUCAUGAUAGAUUCCAUAAAUUAAAAAGAGAGAGAGAGAGAGAGAGAGAGGAAGAAAAAACAGAGCAAUGGAGGUGGAGAAAAAAGUGAAGAACAAUGCAGAGGAUGAGCCCAAGGUUGUGUACAGAGGAUGGAAAGUCAUGCCCUUCAUCAUCGGAAAUGAAACAUUUGAGAAGCUUGGAAUAGUCGGAAGCUCGUCGAAUCUCGUCAUAUACCUGUCGACAGUGUUCAACAUGAAGAGCAUCACCGCUGCGAAGGCCGUCAACAUUUACGGCGGCACCAGCAAUUUCGGAACCAUCAUCGCCGCCUUUCUCUGCGACACUUACUUCGGCCGCUACAAGACUCUUAGCUUCGCAAUGAUCGCUUGUUUCCUCGGCUCGAUUGCGAUGGAUCUGACCGCAAUUAUUCAUAUACUCCAUCCCGCGAAAUGUGCUAAAGAGCUCGGAAGCGUGUGCAAAGGGCCAACGGGUGGGCAGAUAGCGUUUCUCGGGUUCGCUAUGAUCCUGCUUGUGAUUGGAGCGGGCGGCAUCCGGCCGUGCAAUUUGCCCUUUGGAGCCGAUCAAUUUGAUCCGAACACGAAAGCGGGUAAGCGUGGAAUAAACAGUUUCUUCAACUGGUAUUUCUUCACAUUCACAUUCGCUCAGAUGGUGUCGCUGACACUCAUCGUGUACGUCCAAUCCAAUGUGAGUUGGAGCAUCGGCUUGGCGCUCCCUGCCAUUCUCAUGUUUCUCGGUUGCGUUAUCUUCUUUGCGGGUUCGAAGCUAUACGUCAAGGUGAAACCUAGCGGCAGUCCUGUCCUCGGCAUAACCCGGGUUCUCGUAGCCGCGAUCAAGAAAGCUCGGUUGAAGCCCGUUCCCGAGCCCUCUGUCCACCUUUACAACUACAUCCCUCAAGAUUUUGCGAACUCGAAGCUUGCCCACACAGAUCAGUUCAGAUGCCUUGACAAAGCGGCGAUCUUGACACCGGACGACAAGGUGGCUCCGGAUGGAUCUCCUGCCGAUCCAUGGAGACUUUGCAGUAUGCAACAGGUGGAAGAAGUGAAAUGUGUGGUCCGAGUUCUUCCUAUAUGGAUCUCGGCUUCGUUCUUUUACUUAGCUUACAUCCAACAAACGACGUAUACAAUCUUCCAAGCCCUUCAAUCCGACAGACAUUUAGGUUCUGGAAGCUUCCAGAUCCCGGCUGCUACCUACACCGUGUUCUUGAUGUUGGGACUGACAGUUUUCAUCCCUAUAUACGACCGUGUUCUCGUCCCGUUCCUCACAAGAAUCACGGGGAAAGAAGGCGGUAUAACACUCCUCCAGAGAGUGGGCAUAGGCCUGGUUUUGUGCAUAGGGGGCAUGUUGGUAUCGGCAUUCGUGGAAGAACGUAGAAGAACGAUAGCUCUCACCAGGCCAACCCUCGGGAUCGUCCCGAGGAAAGGCGAGAUCUCCUCGUUAUCGAGCAUGUGGCUGAUUCCGCAGCUCGCACUGAUGGGAAUCGCGGAAGCAUUCGCGGGCGUUGGCCAGAUGGAGUUCUACUACAAACAGUUUCCCGAAAACAUGAGAAGUUUCGCGGGAUCGCUGUACUACUGCGGGAUCGGGAUCUCGAGCUACUUGAGCACGUUUCUGAUAUCGAUCGUCAAUGAUAAAACCGAGAAGGCGGCGUCGGGGGAUUGGCUUCCCGAAGAUCUGAACAAGGGAAAGCUCGACUAUUUCUACUUCUUGGUUUCAGGGUUGAUGGCUGUAAACUUGGGUUACUUCUUGCUGGUUUCGUAUUGGUACCGUUACAAGGAUGUUCCGAAGGAGAAGUCAAACCAAGUCAACGGAGAGACUGAGGAGUCUGUCUGAAGAGUUAUUUUAGUUUUGGGGUUUCAUUUAUAAAACGUACCUUACACACAAAACAAAAAAAGGUUCUUUAUGCAUAUAAAUAUAUAAGAUGGUUGUGACAAAUAAACCAUACGAUAUGAAUUAUAAGAUAUUUUAUAAUCAUAUAUAAAGCUAUGAGAACUUAGUCUA
This is a messenger RNA of Tarenaya hassleriana, 2034 nucleotides long. RefSeq names its product protein NRT1/ PTR FAMILY 2.9-like. The transcript is spliced from 5 exons. The record is from RefSeq and is a predicted model, not a curated record. The coding region runs from base 109 to 1866 and encodes 585 amino acids. Gene Ontology annotation, molecular function: transmembrane transporter activity. Gene Ontology annotation, cellular component: plasma membrane. Gene Ontology annotation, biological process: transmembrane transport. NCBI's taxonomy places the organism in Eukaryota, Viridiplantae, Streptophyta, Magnoliopsida, Brassicales, Cleomaceae.